Alnus glutinosa is the source of this 2436-nucleotide messenger RNA. RefSeq names its product F-box/kelch-repeat protein At3g06240-like. The transcript has 4 exons. The record is from RefSeq and is a predicted model, not a curated record. Gene Ontology annotation, molecular function: protein binding. The coding region runs from base 310 to 1524 and encodes 404 amino acids. Lineage: Eukaryota; Viridiplantae; Streptophyta; Magnoliopsida; Fagales; Betulaceae.
AAACCAGUGUUGAAAUCCAAAGAACUGAGCCAUUUUCUUCCGCAAAGCAUUUUCUGGUUUUUGCCCCCAAAUCUUUCCAUCCCUCUCUCCAUCUCCUCCUUCAACGCCACCGUGAAAUCAGCCACGAGCCCGCCACCGGUACGUCCAGCCCCAUCUCCGGAUAUCCGGCCAAAAGUCACCGUGCGUUCUCCAUCUCCGGCUCGGCUCGACGAAUCCAACGACCCAAACAUCGUACCGUCACAAGCUGCCCCAGCCGAACCACCACCACCGCCGACCAGAGAAGCCCAUCCACCAGCAUAGGUCGGAAGAAUGGCAAGCUAUCUGCCGGAGGAUGUGGUUGUGAAGAUACUGUCGAGGCUGCCUCCAAAAUGUCUGAUCCGAUUCAAGAGUGUCUCCAAAAGAUGGCGUGCUCUCAUAGGAAACCCUGAUUUCCUUUCCAAAAACCUCCUCAAUCACUCCAUUCUCACCCAAAACCCCAGUCGUCCUCUCCGUCUUAUCCUCUUCUUAGCCACAGAGAAAUACGUCGCCGGAGAGCAAAUACACUUUUUUCACUCUUUCCGCUCUUACGACUCCCUUCGCUGCGCGUCUCAAGCCCCUAUGAAUUUUCCACCGUUAACACGACACUUUGAAAUCGUCGCUUCCUGUAAUGGCUUGCUAUGUCUCUGGGACCAAAAGCUAGACGACAUCUAUCAAUGGAAUCCGGCCACGUCAUCAGACCUUGAGGCUCUCCCGCGCGCGCCUUCUCGCUGUCACACCCGACGUAGAGUCCCUUUCUAUGAUUUUAGUGUGGGAUUUGGUUUCGACUCGGGAUCCAACGACUUCAAGGUGGUCACCCUUGUAGACACAGGUGAGGACGGAUGGCUAGAAGCAGAAAUAUACAGCCUAAGAUCUGGAUCUUGGAGACUGCUUGAUAUGAAAGUGAACUUUGAGAUGUUAAGCAUUUCGCAGACCGCAGCAUUGGAUGGGGUUUUUCUAUGGUAUGACGACUUCAGAUUCGGAGAUUGUGUGGCCGACGACAGAAUAGUUGCUUUUGACUUCACCGAUGAGGAAUUCCGAAUAAUGCAGUCUCCGGAUGCUCGCCUUUUUUGUGAUUACGGUCAAUACACGCGGACUCUCACGGAGUUGAAGGGAUCUGUUGCUAUGAUGGUUUUUCCUUAUGAUGACAGGAAAAAGAAUUAUUUGGAUAUAUGGGUUAUGCUGGAAUUUGGUGUUAGUGAGUCGUGGACUAGACUUCUUAUCAUUCAACUCCCAUUGCAUUUGGAAAGACCAUUGAUGUUUUGGAAGAAUGGGGAGUUGUUCGUGGAGAAUAGUGAGGGGCAGGUGGUAUUAUAUGAUCUUUUGGCACAAACAGAGAUGAAUCUUCAGUUUGGAGGGUCUCGGGUAACGUCAAAAGUUGUAGACUGCAAUUUUGUUCAGUUUGAAGACCAAUUCCAAGAGACCCAGGAUUUUAAUUGCCGCCCAUUUGGUUUUGACAUCAAUUUUAUGCUCAGCAACUUGCCCCAUGAUGUUCUUUCACUUCCUUGAUACUGGAAACGUUAUACACUCAAGCAUAUUGUUAAGAAGAUAGAGGCACAUUUGUUCUUCGUUGUUUUCUAAAAUGUCCACCAACGCCCAUUUGGAUCAUUGAUUGGUUGACAAUGAGUUUACAAGAUGGGUCUGAUAUGAAACUUUUCUGUUUGUUGUGCCGCAUGAUUGGUUAGUGUUUACUUAAUGGACUGUUCAUGUUUUCGCCUAUAUUCUAAGCAACCAAACAGAGAAUGGUUUUGGGAGCUUGUCCGAAUGGACAACCUUGAUGUAUGAACAUGUUUUAUAAUGACUUACUAGCUUGAUGAGCGUUAUAGUCAUCUAAACCAUUUACAUGGAUAUGGUUAUAGAAAUGGGGAGUGGUGUCAUACCUACCUUGUCAUGUUCAUCUCGGUUGCAUUACGCCACCCAGUCCAACGAGAUAGAGUAGAAAUUUUCAAAUUUCUGCUCCCGCUCGGAAGCGACACAAAUCCUACUGUGGGAUAUGAAAGAAGGUUUGUCAAAGAUGCAGGAAGAGAUAGAUAUGCUAAUGGCGCGUGUAAGGAGGUUAGAGAAUCUUUCCAAAGAAGGUUUGUCAAAGAUGCAGGAAAAGGCAGAUAUGCUAAUGGCAAUUGUAAGAAGGCCUGGAGAGAGCUUUGAAUGUGAUCCAAGCCAAGGCAACCUGUGAGUGGGGUGUAGCUGCAAGUGAGAGUUCUAGAAAGAGUUAUUACUACCAUCUCUUGUAAUUAUCAUUUUUUGUUGAGUUUUCAUGAUAAUUGGAUUGUAGUGUGCAUUGGGUGUUGAGAUUAAUUUUGACUUGAUUAUGAGGGAAAGCAUAUAUGGUUGAUUUAAGUUGAUUACUGUAUUUGUGAAAACCUGUGUAUUGUGAUUUUUGUACGGGUAGACAAUAAAUCAUGAGUGAAAUUACAGAUA